Molecule: messenger RNA, 1365 nt
Organism: Asparagus officinalis (garden asparagus)
Lineage: Eukaryota; Viridiplantae; Streptophyta; Magnoliopsida; Asparagales; Asparagaceae
Product: histone-lysine N-methyltransferase SUVR4-like
Exons: 6
Cellular component (GO): nucleus
Molecular function (GO): protein binding; zinc ion binding; histone methyltransferase activity
Source: RefSeq, a predicted model, not a curated record
GAUGUAAAGCGACUGGUAAACCCCAGGGACAUAACCAAUGGUCAGGAGAGGCAUAGAAUCCCGUUAAUAUGUGAUGACGAGGUUCAGAAUGAAUUUCCAAGUUUCCACUACAUCCGACAUAAUGUUAUUUAUCAGAAAGCAUCAGUACCUAUCUCUCUUGCUCGAAUUGGGGAUGAAUAUUGCUGUGCAGAUUGCUAUGGGGAUUGCUUGAAGGCGUCAAUACCUUGCGCUUGUGCAAGAGAAACAGGUGGGGAGUAUGCUUACACAUCUGAAGGAUUGCUUAAAGAGGCUUUCUUGGACUCUUUUAUUGCUAAGUAUAGGCGCACACAAAAACAUCACCUUCACUUUUGCCAAAUCUGUCCAGUUGAGAGAAUAAAAAAUGAGGCCAAGCCUGAAAAAUGUAAAGGUCAUCUAAUUGGGACAUUUAUCAAAGAGUGUUGGACGAAGUGCGGAUGCAGUAGGAUAUGCGGAAAUCGGGUCGUGCAACGAGGGAUAAGAUGCCACUUAGAGGUGUUUUAUACUGGUGAAAGAAAGGGAUGGGGGUUGCGUUCUCCUGAUGAGCUUCCUAAAGGAACUUUUGUGUGUGAAUAUUCUGGUGAGAUACUAACAAACAUGGAGCUUCAUGAAAGGACAGCAUGUGCCACUCGCAAUGAGAAGCAUACAUACCCAGUCUUGCUUGAUGCUGAUUGGGCAGCCGAGGGAAUUCUUGAGGAUGAAGAUGCACUUUGUUUAGAUGCAACACAUUAUGGUAAUGUUGCGAGGUUUAUGAACCAUAGGUGUUGUGAUGCAAAUCUGAUUGAGAUUCCAGUUGAAAUCGAAACACCAGACCAUCAUUACUAUCAUGUUGCUUUUUUCACGACUAGGAAAGUGGAAGCCAAGGAGGAACUAUGUUGGGAUUAUGGUAUUGAUUUUACUGAUCAUAAUCAUCCGAUAAAAGCAUUCAGAUGUUCAUGUGGAAGCAAACUAUGCCGUGACAGAACUCGUAGCAAGGGUACAUCAGCAGCAGUAAUUGUGAGAUGAACAAAGACAGGUAGCUUGAUGAAGGAGCAAAUGGAGGAGUUUUGAAUUGUUUGGUGGAAUGCUUAUCAACACCCGCUUCCUUCCGGCGUUUGAUAUAAUUAUUCUCGGUACAUGGAACAAUGGACAAGUUCUUCCCUUGAUUAUUCAAGGAAUUUUGAAUGCUCUGUUUACAGAAAUUUAGUUUCUUUUUUAUUUUAUUUUAUUUUAUAAAGUAGAUUGUUGAAAGAGGUUAUCCGGCUGAUGUAAGGAUCAAAAGGAUAAUUUGCCCCUAGGAUUUCCAGACGUCGCACUUGCGAUUCUUGUUCGGGUAUGCGCAGUUUUUUUAAAGAUUUCAUUUCAGAGAUC